Messenger RNA from Panicum virgatum (switchgrass), 1134 nucleotides. Its product is annotated as polyubiquitin 11-like. The record is from RefSeq and is a predicted model, not a curated record. Gene Ontology annotation, molecular function: ubiquitin protein ligase binding; protein tag activity. Gene Ontology annotation, biological process: protein ubiquitination; modification-dependent protein catabolic process. Gene Ontology annotation, cellular component: cytoplasm; nucleus. NCBI's taxonomy places the organism in Eukaryota, Viridiplantae, Streptophyta, Magnoliopsida, Poales, Poaceae. Bases 191 to 880 code for a protein of 229 amino acids. The transcript has 2 exons.
GUCACACGGCACGGGGAUUCGUUUCCUUCCCCACCUCUCCUCUCCUCUCCUCCCCCGGCGCCAUAAAUCUCCGGGUCACCCCCUCCUCGCCUCUUCCCCCAAUCCCAUCUCGCCGCUCGGAGCAAGCGGCCCGAUCCCCAAAUCUUCCUCUCGAGAGCCUCGUCGCCCUUCCCCGCGUCAAGCCGUCAAGAUGCAGAUCUUUGUUAAGACUCUCACCGGCAAGACCAUCACCCUCGAGGUGGAGUCUUCUGACACCAUUGACAAUGUCAAGGCCAAGAUCCAGGACAAGGAGGGCAUCCCCCCAGACCAGCAGCGGCUCAUCUUCGCUGGCAAGCAGCUCGAGGACGGGCGCACGCUUGCUGACUACAACAUCCAGAAGGAGAGCACACUUCACCUGGUGCUCCGUCUCAGGGGAGGCAUGCAGAUUUUCGUGAAGACCUUAACUGGCAAGACUAUCACCAUUGAGGUUGAGUCUUCUGACACCAUUGACAAUGUCAAGGCCAAGAUCCAGGACAAGGAGGGCAUCCCUCCAGACCAGCAGAGGCUCAUCUUUGCUGGCAAGCAGCUUGAGGAUGACCGCACCCUUGCUGAUUACAACAUUCAGAAGGAGAGCACUCUCCACCUGGUGCUCCGCCUGAGGGGUGGGAUGCAGAUCUUCGUCAAGACAUUGACUGGCAAGACCAUCACUUUGGAGGUUGAGAGUUCCGACACCAUCGACAAUGUGAAGGCCAAGAUCCAGGACAAGGAGGGCAUCCCCCCAGACCAGCAGCGUCUGAUCUUUGCGGGCAAGCAGUUGGAGGAUGGCCGCACCCUUGCCGACUACAAUAUCCAGAAGGAGUCUACCCUCCACCUGGUCCUCCGUCUCCGUGGUGGUCAGUAAGCCACCGGUCAUUGAAGCUGCUGCUGUACCUUGGGUCUUCUGUUCGCUUGAAGUAUCUGUGUGACUGUGUCGUUUGUGUUGAAACUGUUUGGUUAGUGAAUUGGUCGGGACUAGUGUGUUUACACGAAACAGUGGUUGCGGUGCAGCAGUAUGGCUUAACCAUGAAUAAUUGAUGUUUGAACUUAAAUCUGUGCUCUGUUUGGUAACAUUUUCUUCUGGCUUUGAUUAUGCCAGUUCAAGCAUAUGUCGCCUGA